AUGAACGAGGACCUGAAUGCGUCUCUGGCCCAGGCCGAUGAGUUAUCCAGAGAGUUUAACUCUCUGUUACAGGAAGUCUCCCCCAGCACCCAGUCUGUUUCUCAGGUAAACACACACACACACACACACACACACACACACACACACACACACACACACACACACACACACACACACCUCAGCUAUUCAUAUCCAGAGCUCAGUAUCGGUGCUGUACUGUAUGUUCUCCUCCUCUCCCUACAGACUCCCUCAGGUCCUGUAAUCCCCAGAGAAAGACCCCAGCCCUCAACCUCAGAGAGACAGACAGGAGGCAGCUCCAGCACUCUCCCCUACUCCACCAGCUCCAGCACUCUCCCCUACUCCACCAGCUCCAGCUCUCUCCCCUACUCCACCAGCUCCAGCUCUCUCCCCUACACUCCCAGCUCCAGCUCUCUCCCCUACACUCCCAGCUCCAGCUCCAGCUCUCUCCCCUACUCCCCCAGCACUACCCUCCCCUACUCCACCAGCUCCAGCUCUCUCCCCUACUCCCCCAGCACUACCCUCCCCUACUCCCCCAGCUCCAGCUCUCUCCCCUACUCCCCCAGCACUACCCGCCCCUACUCCCCCAGCUCCAGCUCUCUCCCCUACUCCCCCAGCACUACCCUCCCCUACUCCCCCAGCUCCAGCUCUCUCCCCUACUCCCCCAAUACUACCCUCCCCUACUCCACCAGCUCCAACCUGGAUUCCAUAAUCUCCAGCAGUAAAGCUAGGCCCUCCUCCCCUGUCUUCUCCCCCCACCAGCUCACCCCUUCCCAGGCACAACGGGACAGAUACUCUCUCCCGCCCUCCCAUCGCUCUGGAGGUUUUGACCCCAACUACUCCUAUGAUCAGCUGACCCCUCCCAACCAAUCACCUCGUACCCAGCGACGUGCGUCUCCCUCUCCGUCUCGCCAAAUGACCUACGACCGCAGCCCACAGGGAUCAAUCAGCUACAUUGAUUCAAGCCCCUCCCCUCCUUCCCAUGCUCCUGGCUACGACCAAUCACAUCGGGGGAGGGUACAACCCUCACAGCCCUUGUCCAAUCUGCUGUCCCCGUAUGACUCUGCUACCAUGGGUCAGACGUCCCCACGACUGGGCCGAAGCCGCUCCCCUCGCCAAUUCAGCCAACCAGCAGCAUCCAGCACCCUGCCACGGAACUUUGUGCCUUUCAGUCCGUCUGGUGAGUAGCCUACUGUAGCUACAGCGCAUUUGGAAAGUAUUCAGACCCCUUGACUUUUUCCACAUUUUGUUACGUUACAGCCUUAUUCUAAAAUUGAUUACAUUAUUUUACACAUCAAUCUACAUAAUAAUAAUAAUAAUAAUAAUAACCCCAUAAUAACAAAGCGAAAAAAAAAUAAAUAUUUUUUUAAUUUAUAA
This is a messenger RNA of Coregonus sp. 'balchen', 1395 nucleotides long. The record is from the annotation of a GenBank genome assembly. Lineage: Eukaryota; Metazoa; Chordata; Actinopteri; Salmoniformes; Salmonidae.